CGGAUUUUGUAUUCAGAAGGAUUACUUAUGUGAUGGACUAGCUGACUGUCAAGAUUCUUCAGAUGAAACUCCUAAUUGUGGUAAGUGUGGAAACGCCAAAAAUCACUGCAGCAAAGAGCCUGGGAACGAGGUUGGCGUAUACAUGCAUGAACGAGUCUUUGAAGAGGGUAAAAUAAUACACCUUAUGCAUAAUGACGUGAUGGGUGGGUUGGUAAUGCGGCAUUGUCCUUAGUCAUGGCGGGCAAAGAAUCCAACAUGGAUGCAAUCGUAUAUAAAGGGGAGUGUGCUGCUGUUCUUUGUCGUUUUUUAGAGGCGGGGGAUCUUUGAUUGUUGAUUAUUGACUCGUACUAGUCGAUAAAAGCGAACUGUUGCCGUUACUUUCAGGACUGCCAAACUUCUGAAGACUCGUGCAAGAAUUAUGAAAAUGUCGCGGGUCUUCAUUGGCUUGAGCAGCCUCUAAAAGACGACAAAAGAAAGCAGGGUAUUUGCCUAUGACAAUGGCCAUGGUGGAUUGUUAAUUUUACGGCCAUGACUAUAGCUACUAAGACCAGAAUUCCGCGUGAGCAUCACGCCUUGUUACGUCAUUUUGCAUAAUGUCUAUUCGCGCAAAAUUAAACAUACACGUCUAGCAUUACCCCAAAAUACAUCAAGGAACUUGUGGAUCUUUCUAAACUGGGUUGCACCCGAAUCGCGGAGUCGUAUAUUCAAUCGAUUCCUGCCAAUUAUGAGCAAGCGUUUGUACUGAAGCGGCUGGCCAUAAAUAUUCCAACUCAUUUGCUUAAGCACCGCCAAGGUAUCCUAAUUUGCAUAUAACCUCAUAUACCCUGAUUGAGGCUGAGUGAAUUUGAUCCAGAAAAAACACAAACCAGCCUCACAUAUUAUUAAAAACCAAUUUAAAAUUGACAAGAGAUGAAAGUGUGCUUCCAAAUAUCUAAUGCAAUUCUAUGAGUAUAGCUCGAGCUACUUAUAGAAUUGCAUUAGAUAUUUAGAAUAGAAUUCCAUUUUUUCCCCCAGUACUUACCACCAGGUAUGUAUUUACCUUUAGGUCCCAGUCCCUUCAUCUUUUUUGAAAACGUUAUUUUAACCUGUAAAAGAAAGCAACAAUUACCGGGUAUGGCGGGAGGGAUUGCCUUUUUUUAAAUAUAUAACCGGAAUGAUCUUCCCGGUUAUAGCUAGCACAACUACAAAACUCUUGAUCAACGAUCGGACUUAUAUUGCAUGAAGACUUCCAUUAUUUUAAUAUUAUACGUAGUAUAAUGCUUGCUUUUUUCUAUUGAACAUAGGCAUAAUUAUUCGUUGCAAGCAAAAUCAAUUUCGGUGUGAUUCAAACUGCAUUCCACUUGAUUGGCUAUGUGAUGACCACGCUGACUGUUCCGAUGGAAAGGACGAAAUGAAUUGUAGUACGUAAAAUGCGAAUAUUUUUAGUGUUAUAGGUGACUAACGAUAGCGACCGGGCUGGGCGUAUUUCUUGUCUUCCAUGGCCGGAUUUUGACGCGAGGUGUGGGGAGAUGUUAACCUCCUCUGAGAUCGUUUUGGACUUCCUCUGAGAUCGUUUUGCACAUCCCCGGAGAUUUUACGCCCCUCCCUUCCGAACUCAAAUGAUGGAUCAAGUUUACAAUUUCAUUCAAAACUUAACAGUUAAUUUUAAUGUCUGUUACUAAAAUUUUACUUUUGUAAUGCACUUUGUAACAACGUACGUUUUUCUAUGAAUUUGAAAAUUUUCAUCUCUGUAUUAAACAUUCAUCUCUGUAUUAGACUAACAUCCCAUCCUGGACAGGCGUGGCCCGGAUCACUGCACGGCCAGCUCUCCUAAAAUAUUUUCUACCUCCCCUAGUUUUUCUACGAAAUUAAUCCAGCCUUGGUAUUUUCCCACUAUAUUGGUCGAGAUGCUUUGACUUGAACUAAAAUGAUUUUUUUCUGUGUCGGAAUGAUCAACAUGUAUUCUUUUAAAAUUCUUCGCUGUUUAUAUAAUAUUCCUAUCCUCAAGCAAAAUACGUGUUAUAGGUGACUAACGAUAGCGACCGGGCUGGGCGUAUUUCUUGUCUUCCAUGGCCGGAUUUUGACGCGAGGUGUGGGGAGAUGUUAACCUCCUCUGAGAUCGUUUUGGACUUCCUCUGAGAUCGUUUUGCACAUCCCCGGAGAUUUUACGCCCCUCCCUUCCGAACUCAAAUGAUGGAUCAAGUUUACAAUUUCAUUCAAAACUUAACAGUUAAUUUUAAUGUCUGUUACUAAAAUUUUACUUUUGUAAUGCACUUUGUAACAACGUACGUUUUUCUAUGAAUUUGAAAAUUUUCAUCUCUGUAUUAAACAUUCAUCUCUGUAUUAGACUAACAUCCCAUCCUGGACAGGCGUGGCCCGGAUCACUGCACGGCCAGCUCUCCUAAAAUAUUUUCUACCUCCCCUAGUUUUUCUACGAAAUUAAUCCAGCCUUGGUAUUUUCCCACUAUAUUGGUCGAGAUGCUUUGACUUGAACUAAAAUGAUUUUUUUCUGUGUCGGAAUGAUCAACAUGUAUUCUUUUAAAAUUCUUCGCUGUUUAUAUAAUAUUCCUAUCCUCAAGCAAAAUACGGGUGGAAAAUGAGCAAACUUCAAAGUGUCUAGGGUGAGCUACGAUGUCAUGUAAUUGAGACGAUUUGACCGUGCACAUAUGCUUCAACGUGCACAUAUGUACAUGUUUGGGUAAAUAUGAACAAAAAGGUAAAUGAUCGAGGGCUUUUGCAAGUUUUCAGAGCUAUCGUGGAUGAAAUUGUUUAACUGCGCUCCAACUUUUUUAUUUAUCAGUAUACUGUGCAAGAUAUUAACAGGAUCGCCUUAUUUAAUUUUCCUGGCGGAGGGAGAUCACUAUAAGUCUCCCAUUUCACUUAUAGUGCACAUGCGAGAUUAAUAGUUAACUAGAAAUACAUGCAUCCAGCAACCAUUGCCUAUAUUUUCCAAACAUUGAUUUAACAUGAACUAUUAGUAAUUGACCAACACUGAACGCAGGCUCGCGUUUACGCCAGUGUUGCCAUGGCAACACGAUAAUUUUUUUUAAUUUUUUUUUUUGGACAACAAGCAAAAAAUUAGUUGAAAUGAAAUAUUAUUGCUUUUAACUGUAUAACAAUGAAUUUCUGAAAUACGUAUACGCACUGUAUGUAUGUUGUUGCAUUUUGUGAGCUUUGAUUUAAUUUAAUGUAAAAUUUGUUAACCUGAAGAAUCUCUUCGUAAAAUGUUUUGACUAAUGUUCAUUUUAAUAACUAAACUGCUUUUUCCGAUAAACUGUUUCACUAAAACAAAAUAGGUUCUAAUUGUUGUUGAGUAAUUUCAGUUCGGUUUUCAAAUUAAUUUGCUCUCCUAAUACAUUUUACAUUUUUUCUUAAAUUAUACAGGGUAGUCAUUUAGCAAACUUACAGUUAUUGAAAACGAAAGCAGUGCAUGUUUUACGCAAUAAAUUAAAGCAACAAAAUUAAUAAACAUGAAACAUUCAAACUUUCCCUACAUUUCACGAUUUCACAUAGUAAAUCAAUUCUUCUUAUUUCUUCAAACAAAAAUUGCUUCGAUGCUCAUUGUGUGAAACUUGAUUUUCCUAAUAUAUAUGUUUUUGAAAAUUGAAAUCUUGCUUAUCCCACUCCUGACAAACAGCCAUAUUUUUAGAUCAGUUAUAGGUCCAUCCAUGAACCAUAAUCACGCGCCCGCGAUCAUUAAUGAAUCCGCGCCGUUGGCUUGGGGACAAUAAACAAGUAUACUAUAUCUGCAAGCUCGCCUGCAUGCUUACAAUCCUUAAUAGACCUAUUGCGAAACCCGGACUUUAAUGCACUUCCACUUUGAACACCUGUUGUUUCGCAAGAUUUCCUAUGUAGAUUUCACAAAAACGUGAGUUAUUGCGACUAUCAAGUUUCAAAUAAAACAAGUUGUAAUCUCGGAAUCAAAACGUUCUUUCUAAACCGGAAGUGCGGUAAAACCUGAGUUUUGGGGUCUCCCGAUAUGUCUAAUCCCAAUAUUCAGAUAAUGGAUUCAUUUAAUUCAUUUACAAUACUUUUUAUGAAUUAGUUCAUUUACAAACCUCCUAAUUUGCAUCUAGCACGCGGCGUGUGUCUUCCUGAUCAAUGGAAAUGUGGCAGCGGUGAAUGUAUUCCAGAAAGACAUAAAUGUGAUGAAGAUCCUGACUGUCGAGAUAUGUCCGAUGAGAUCGGAUGUUGUGAGUAAAUGAAAUCCAUUUCUUCCAUUUCUUGUAUACAACUAACAAAGUUGUCCUCCAAAAAUUAAAACUCACCGCGAAACUUUGACCUAUUAACUCCCUUCUUUGUAUAUAUGAUCCACACACAGAUACAGGUAUUGAACAGCACACUCCCUAUCAGGGUUUUUCAGUGACUGGUUACAUUGGGUUUUUCAAUGACUGUGAGCUUACAAAUGGCGCUUUAAGCAGCCGAUAUUAGUCCAUACCUCAUUAAUGAUCUGCCCCCUGUAUAUCAUAAUACAAUCUGUUCAUAUUAAAGAGACAGUUAGCCGUCCACUAGGGCUUAUGGUCAUGCAGAGUUAGGGUUAGGGUUAAGGUUUGGAUUAAGGCUAGAGCUAAGGUUAGUGUAAACUGUAAAGGUUAGGAUUUAGGGUCAGCGUUAAAGUCCAAGUUAAGGUUAGGUUAACAUAAAAAAAGUUUAAAAACCCAAUGAAUUCUGUUCGUUCUUGAGUUUAUGGAGUUUCAGAACGAUAUGAAUUACAUAACACGCAUGUCAGUCGUGCUUUAAGCGCUUAGGGUGAGCGGUUUUGCUUUUCGAGUUUUGACUUUCGGAGGACCUUAUAAUGGAAUUAACUGUAAUGGUGAGGACAUACAAUGUGCCUUGUUGCGUAUGGUAAAUCAACAUUUAAUUUCAUGCACUUCUUUUUUCUAUUGGCUAUGAUCUGCGCCGAUCCACUAUUUUGGUACAAAACAUUUCUUCUGCUAAGAUAUUUGUAAACAUUUGUUUCCUAAUUAGCGAAUACAAGUGUGAUUUGUGACGUGAAAACUCAGUUCCAGUGCACGUCAGGGCAAUGUAUCAAAUUAGAAUUGGCGUGUGAUGAUAACCUAGACUGCUUUGAUGGUACAGAUGAAAACAACUGUAGUAAGUUAAUUAUAUAGUUCACUUCAAUACAUAUACAUGCAUUACAUACAUUAUUAUUCAGCCACUCCCCAUCGGGGAUUUUCGGCGAUCGAUUAUUUCAAGUAUUACACUUCCCUAUAUUACCUACUUAAUUAGCUCAGACUAUUUAUCUUUGCAACAGUUGUGAUAUUAUUCUCCUAAGUAUGCUUAUCCUAAUCCACCCUGUCAACUCUCCAAUGCACAACUUUUGGUAGAGCGAUUACACAUUUGACUCUUUUCGAACUCAUGCACGAUUCCAGAGGUAAAAGGUACUUGCUCCGAUGACGGCGCCUGCGAAGUUCGUCGCGCUUAUACCAAAUUUUUACAUGUAAUAUCUUUUCUAAGUAUAUAUUUUCAAAAUCUUUACAGCCCACAGUGAAUCUGGAUGCACUUCUGAUGGUCGUGCUCAAAAUAAUUGCACUACUGCAGGUUUGUUUUGUACUUUGCGUUCAAAAUACAGAUGAAGUUUUAUUACAUGGGAAGCAUUUGUUCUGUGAAUCGCAGAAUUUAAUUAGCCACUGCCGUACAGGGUUUAAUUUCGCGUAUUGCAGGGUCUUCCUGCGGGUAAUUCGGAAUUUUUAAUACCUUGCGUAAGCCUCAAAUAAUUAUUGUAUUAUUAUAUUACAAGAGGUAUUUGAAGACAAUAUAUAAAAUAAACAUGCAGGGUCCCCCCCCCCCCCCGUCGAUGUUUAAUAUCUUCCUCUACAGCUUAAACAGUUGAGGUUAGAAUGUUUUAAAAUAAAUAUUACCUAUUUUCACUAGUUCAGAGUAAUUCCACUACCUGUCUACAAACACAGUUUCAUUGCUGGAAUGGCCAAUGUAUUGAAGCAGAUAAAAUUUGUGAUGGAAAGAUAGAUUGUCAGGACGGGACCGAUGAAUUUAAAUGUCGUGAGUAAUAGUUUCCAAGGAAGAGCUAAAUGAUGAAUUGGAAAGUGGGAUUGCAGGGCAUAGUUGAUCAUCUUCCCCCUAUCCUCUGUAGAUUUCCAAGCACUCAUAGGGAGAUUUAACACCGAUGAAUUCCUUUUGAUCAUUUAGCCCUUCCUCUUACAAUUUAAUUGAUUUUUUUAAACAUGGAGAAAUUUUCCUAUGCAUGGAGGAAGAAGGGGACAAGUGUUGCUGGAUAGAAAUGUUUAAUAUCCUAACUGUAGCUAAUAAUCCUUAAUCAAAGAUUAGGUCCUAUACACGGCAAAAAAACACUGAGUAUUUUGUCUCAGUGUUUCUAUUUUGACUGAGUAUAUUUUGACUCAGUAUUUUAUAACUUGAGGUUAAUAAUGCACCCACAAUGACUCAAAUUUUUAAGUAAAAUUACUCAAAAUUUGCAGUAUGAGCAAAUUUACUCAAUUUUACUCAUUAAUUAAUUAAUUAAUUUUAUUAGUAAAUAUUUAUACUUUACUAAAAAAUGAAUAAAUUUGCUCAUAAAUUUGAGAAAUUUUACUCAAUACUAUGAGUUCUAUGAGUAUAUUGUUUUACACAGUUUUUAGUCAAAACGUUUCGCAGUGUGAAUUUGAGAAGGCUUUUGGCCUCCUGAAAUUACGUUGUUUACCAAACUUAUAAGCAUAAUGACCUUCUUCUACCAUGUUUUGAUCCAAAACUUGUUAUCAAGCUUAACCAUUUCAUUUUGUUUUUAUUUUUCAGUUGCACGAGAAAAUCAGACCUCAUGCAGCACGAACCAAGGAGGCUGUCACCAGUUAUGUCAUGAUCAUGAUAGUUCGUUUACAUGCUCUUGUUAUGAAGGAUUUGACGUGGAUCGAGGAGACUCAACAAAUUGUGUAGGCGAGUAG
Messenger RNA from Paramuricea clavata, 6872 nucleotides. NCBI's taxonomy places the organism in Eukaryota, Metazoa, Cnidaria, Anthozoa, Malacalcyonacea, Plexauridae. The record is from the annotation of a GenBank genome assembly.